GUCUUUGACUGGAUCAAAGAACACGGGUGACACGGCCCCAACAUGCCAGCCCUCAGUCUGGUCACUCUGGUCAGCUUGGUGUCCACUGUUUUCACCAAGCAGCUGGACGCCCACCCGCCCCAACAGCAGCACCAGCACUGGGCACAGAUCUGCAGCGGGAACCCCACCAACCGCGUCCGCGGCUGCGACAGAUACGGCUGCGGGAAUUUCGGCGCUGACAGGCACAGUGGCAAAGAAAAGCAUGCGGGUGUGGAUGUCAUCUGCUCUGACGGAGCCACGGUGUACGCUCCCUUCAGCGGGCAGCUCUCGGGACCCAUCCGCUUCUUCCAUAAUGGAAAUGCCAUUGAUGAUGGGGUCCAAAUCAGGGGAUCAGGUUACUGUGUGAAGCUCGUCUGCAUUCACCCCAUCCGCUACCACGGCCACAUCCGCAGAGGGGAACGACUGGGGAAAAUGCUGCCAAUGCAGAAAGUAUAUCCUGGCAUUAUUUCUCAUAUCCACGUUGAGAACUGCGACCACUCUGAUCCUACUCAUCUGCUUACACCUGAUGUCCCACCACUGCCACAACAGGACGGGCGCUGGGCUGCAGUGUGUUCUGGGAACCCUACCAAUGAGAUAAGAGGCUGUGAUAAGUACGGCUGUGGAUACUAUGGAGCCCCAAGACGCAACGGCAAAGGGAAGCACCGGGCAGUGGAUGUCAUCUGUGCUGACGGGGCCACCGUGUACGCUCCCUUCUCUGGCCAGCUCUCUGGGCCUAUUAAAUUCUUCCACAAUGGAAAUGCCAUUGAUGAUGGAGUCCAAAUCAGGGGACCAGAGUUCUGUGUAAAACUACUCUGCAUCCAUCCCAUAAGAUACAGUGGUGCAAUUUCCAAGGGACAAGUCCUUGGGAGAAUGUUGCCAAUGCAAAGAGUAUUUCCUGGGAUCACGUCUCAUAUUCACAUUGAGAACUGCGACCACUCGGACCCUACAAGCAAUCUUGAAAGGGGGAAAGGGCAAAGAGAAUGAAAUGGAAACACCGUAAAUUUGAAAUAAAUCUAUCUCAGCAUCCAAAA
Messenger RNA from Passer montanus (Eurasian tree sparrow), 1049 nucleotides. RefSeq names its product leukocyte cell derived chemotaxin 2 (gene LECT2). NCBI's taxonomy places the organism in Eukaryota, Metazoa, Chordata, Aves, Passeriformes, Passeridae. The record is from RefSeq and is a predicted model, not a curated record. The transcript has 7 exons. The coding region runs from base 43 to 1002 and encodes 319 amino acids.